AGCACAUAACACAUACAUACAUAUUGUACAUACAUAAGAAAAUAAAAAAAAUAAAAAAUAAAAAUAAAAAAAACAAAAAAAGAAACAACAAAAAAAAGAAAGACAUUUUUCCAACUUCACUUCAGUUUGGUCUCUUAUUUACUAAUGACUUUUUUCUUUAAAGUUUUUUCUUACAAGAGAUAAAUUCUUUAAUACAACUUUCUUUCUUCUAUUCAUCUAUCAAAACGUAUUAUCUGGUCUAAGUUCAGUCCAGUCAAAGUCAAGUUCAGUCAAAGUUGAAGUCAAGUGUAACGUCACGUCACGUCGCUCGUUGACCUUUGAACUCGUACUUUUAAAACUGUCAAAAAAAAAGCCCAUUCCGCACGGCAAUAUAUAUCCAUUCUAAUUAUCAAUUUAUCAAUUCAACAAUUACAUUUACAACAACAGUUUCAUCCCUAUAUAUCAUUCAAUCAAUUAAACUAAAAGCAUAUAUCAUAAGAAAAUCCAUCGAUUAGUAUGAAACCUCUUUCUAAUCAUUUGAAAAAUCCAAAAUUUAUCCCCAAUAAUCCCUCCCCUCUAUCCUCGCCAACGAUAUCAAAUAAAUCUUCAUCAACUUCGUCUUCAUCAUCAUUAACUUCAUCUAAUUUAUCUAAAUCAAACUCACAUCCAUCAAAUAGUCAUAAUUCAACUGCUUCUUAUGAUGAUUUAAGAUCAGUUUCUCCUUCUCCAAAGUUAGUUUUACCAUCUUCAAUAAUACAGAAAAAGUUUAAUCAUAAAAUACGACAAGAAAAACAUGAUAAUAUACCGACAACGACAACUAUAAAUACCUCCACCACCCAUAAUGACUCUAAUGAAAUAAAUGCUAAUGACAACCAUCAUGUUGAUGAUACCGAUAAUGAAUCUGAUUCUGAUUUCGAUUUCGAUUACAAUAAUAAUGAUAAUUAUGAUGAUAAUGAUUCAACUACAGUACACUAUAACAUACCACCUGAUUUAUUUAAUCGUUUACAAACUUUCCCCUUAUUUAAAAAGGCUCCAAAAUCAUUUCUUAAUAAAGUGGCUUCUAAAUUAACUUUAAUGCAAUAUCAUCCUCAAGAAUAUAUCAUUAAAAAAGGUGAUCCCUCGAAAUCAAUGUAUUGGAUCUUAAAAGGUACAGUAAGUGUUACAUCGACUGAUGGUGAAUCUAUUUAUGCUGAAUUAGCAGCUGGUAGUUUCUUCGGUGAAAUUGGGAUUUUAUUUAAUCGUCCAAGAACCGCCACAGUUGUAGCUAGAACAAGAGUCUUAGUUGGAGUAUUAACUUCAGAAGCGUUAAAUCCAGUUUUAAAUCAUUAUCCAUUAAUUGAAAGAAGAAUUAGAGAUGAAGCUCAAGAACGUUUAGCUAUGCAAGAAAAAAGAGUCAAAUAUGAUUUACCAACUUUAAUCCCAACAGAACAAUCAAACAGUAAUAACAAUAAUAAUAAUAAUAGUAACAAUAGUAACAACAAUAAUAAUGGUAAUAUUGCCACUUCAUCUAAAAAUGGUGUGAAUGCUAGUACUUUAGCAACUCAAGCAUCUAUGAUUCCAGGUCCAGUCUUACCACCAAUUUCAAAUAGUCCAUCUCCUUCAAAUUUACCAUCAAAUAAUAUUAUCGAUUCAUCACUUUCAAUCCAAGAUUUUAUUAAGAAUUUACCAAUAUUUCAAAACUUACCAUCUAAAAUUAUUCAUAAAGUUGCUUUAGGAAUUGAACCAUUGAAAUUUAAUCCAUUUGAAUAUAUUAUCCAUAAAGAUGAUACUGAUUCUGAUAUUUUCUUUAUUAUUAAUGGUGAAGUGGAAGUCAUCGAUCAUAGUUAUAAUAAACUUGGUAAUUUAGUUGAACAUACUUUAGCAAGAUUAAGUUCAGGAAGUUAUUUCGGUGAAAUGUCAUUCCUUGCCUUUUUAAAUGGUGAAUUAACUACCAGAAGAAGUGCUUCAAUUAGAUCUAUUUCAAAUUUGGAAUUAUUAGUGGUAAAAUCUGAUAAAUUGGAAAAAUUAUGUAUUAAAUAUCCAUUCAUUAUUGAAGAUAUGAGAAAAACUGCUGAUGCUAGAAAUAAAUCAAAUAAUUCAAUCCAUGAUAAUGUUAUUAAAACAAGAUUAUCCAUCAAUUAUUUAAUCAACCAACAAGAUUCUUCAGCAUCAGAAAUUGCAACUGUUACUCCAUCGAAUCAAAGACCAAUUCCUUCUCCUGAAAUGUCUCGUUCUCCAUCUCCAUCAUCCGCCAUAGUUUUACACCAUCCCCAAAGUCAAAGAAUUGAAGCUGUUCCAUCAUUAUUUUCAUCUAAUUUUAGUUUUGGUAAUCCAACCUUAGAAGCUGCUCCACCUGUUCCAGAUAACAAAAGAUCUCGUUCAAUCUCACCUAUCACUAAUCUUUCACCAUCAAUCUCACCUGUAUCAUCAUUUGACAUGAAUAGAGAAAGUACAAGAGCUACCUCAAUCAAUGAAGAUCUACCAUUCAAUUAUAGAAAGAGAAAAUCAAUUUCUCAAGGUCAAGAAAUCAAUCUUUCAAUGCCUCCAUUAAAUCCAAUUGUUUCAUCAAUUAAUAAUUUCCAAAAUUUCAAUGGACAAAAUUCUCAACUUAUUAAUGGUAGUAAAUUCCAAUAUUUACCUCAUAAUAAAAGAAUCAGAUUAGCCAGUGUUAGUAGAAGAAGAUCAUCUAUCUUAAGUAAUAAUGGUCCAUUGCCAGAUACUCUUUUAUUGAAAGUAUUUGAAUUCUUAACUUUACCAGAAUUAAUGAAAUUAAGAAUCAUUUCAAGAAGAUGGAGACAAUUAUUAUACGUUGCUCCAAAUCUUUGUAAUAAUCUUGAUUUAACUCCUUGGAAUACUUCUGUUGAUGAUAAGGCUUUAAUUUCAAUCACUGAUUUCGUUGGUUCUAGACCAACUACGAUCAAUAUCUCCAACUGUUUCCAUAUUACUGAUGAAGGUUAUAGUUAUAUGGUUAAUGAAAUCGGUAUUAAUGGUAAGAUUAAAGUCAUCAAGAUGAAAUCAAAUUGGGAAGUUAGUGCUAUGGCAAUUAUGGAUUUAACUGUUCCAAGUGUUGGACAAUAUCUUGAAGAAAUUGAUUUAUCAAAUUGUCGCAAAGUUCGCGAUAACGUGAUUGAAAGAUUAAUCGGAUGGGAUUUAACUCAUGAUGAGGAUGAUAACAGUGGACAUAAUGAAGUUGAUAAUGAUUAUGAUUAUGGUUGUAAAAACUUGAAGAUCUUGAAUGUUGGUUAUUGUAAACACUUAGCUGAUAAUGUUAUGAGUCAUAUUGCUAAUCAUGCUAAUAAGAGAUUAGAAAGUUUAGAUUUAACUAGAUGUACUGCUAUUACAGAUAAAGGUUUCCAAUAUUGGACUUAUAAAUCAUUCCCAAACUUAAAGAAAUUAUCGUUAAAAGAUUGUACCUUCUUAAGUGAUAAAUCAAUUAUUUCAAUUGCUAAUGCAGCUACCAAUUUAGAAAUUUUAGAUUUAAAUUUCUGUUGUUCAUUAACUGAUAUUGCUAUUGAAGUAUUAUGUAUGGGAUGUCCAAACAUUAGAGAGUUAGAUUUAUCAUUCUGUGGUUCAGCUGUUAGUGAUUCAUCAUUGGUGGCUAUUUCAUUACAUAUGAGAAAUUUGGAAAAAUUGAUUCUUAAAGGUUGUAUUAGAGUCACAAGAGCAGGGGUUGAUGCUUUAUUAAGUGGAUGCUCUCCAUUGAAUUAUAUCAAUAUAAGUCAAUGUAAAAACGCUCAUAUCUAUCCAGGUAGAAUUCCAGCUCAAAAAUUGAACAUUAAUCCACAAACUAAAUCUGCAUUCGUUACUGCUGGUCCAUUUCAAAAUAUUAUUGAAAUCGUUAUUUAAACAGGACAAUUAUAAAUGUAUUUUUUAAAUUCUGUAUAAAUAUAUAUGUAUAACUAGAAAAUAGACAU
Molecule: messenger RNA, 3872 nt
Organism: Scheffersomyces coipomensis
Lineage: Eukaryota; Fungi; Ascomycota; Pichiomycetes; Serinales; Debaryomycetaceae
Exons: 1
Coding region: 496-3804 (1102 amino acids)
Molecular function (GO): protein binding; protein-containing complex binding
Source: RefSeq, a predicted model, not a curated record